UAGGAGGAAAGCCGACGUCCUCCUCUUUCCUCAGAAGUGAUCUGUGGCCGGCCGGACUUCAUUCCACAGAUGUGCUUUAACAAAGUGUGAAGCUGAACUCUGAGCUGUGACAGUGAAGCAGUGUGAGAGUGUCAGUAGAUGAUCAGCAGAGGAAAGUGAAGCUGCUGUGAGCUGAUGUCCUGAAGGGCUUUUAAAGAGUCUCUGAGUUUGACAGGAACAUGAAGAUGUUUGUGGUGUUUGUGAUCCUCCUGCACGUUUCCCAGCAUGCCCUGGCUGUGUUGGUGGAGGUGAAUGAGGGGGAAAGAUCUGUCCUGCUGCCCUGUCAGUACUCAGGUUUACCACCUGUGGACCCCACAGUAACAUGGACUCGCAACGAUCUCAAUCCCCAAUCUGUCCACGUGAGACAAGAAGAAACCGAUGAUCUCAGAGGACAAAACCAGCGUUACAGCGGGCGCACAUCGAUGAGGCCUGAUGCUCUGGACUCUGGAGACUUCAGCCUCACUCUGAAAAACCUCCAGCUGACUGACAGCGGAAAAUACACCUGCACACUCAGCAAUGAAAGAAAUAAAGUUAGAGUGGGAGAUGUACAGCUGCAGGUCAAAGACCAGCAAGUGGUGGUUAAAGUGGAGGAAGGCUCAGACUCCGUCAUCCUGCCCUGCAAAACAACACCUGACCUGCCUGAGGACACCUCAGUGGAGUGGACUCGCUCUGAUCGAGAACUCAUGACGGUCCAUGUGUAUCCAAACAGAAAGAGAGACGGUGGAGGAUACAUCUGCACCAUCUACAGGGACAAAGACAUCCUGAGACAGAAAGUAGUGCUGAAGGUCAAAGGUUACAAGGUGGAGGUGGAUUCAGAGGUGGAGUCUGUCCAGCUGCCCUGCAAAACCACAGUUUGCCUGUCUAAAGACGCUAAAGUGGAGUGGAAGGACAUGAAAGACAGGAAGGUCCACGUGUAUAAGAACGGCUCUGACCAGAAUGAAGAACAGCACCAGGUUUACAGAGGCCGAACGGAGAUGAAGAGGAAAUGGCUGAAAGCUAGAGACCUCAAUGGAGACACAAACACCUACACUUGUACCCUCUACAAUCAGCAGGGAAACAUCCUGAUGAAGAAGGAAGUGCUGCUCAUUGUCAGAGUUCACAAGGUGGAGGUGGAUUCAGGGAGGGAGUCUGUCCAGCUGCCCUGCAAAACCUUAGUUCAAGUGUCUAAAGACAUUAAGGUGGUGUGGAAGGACAAAUAUGGAAAGGUCCACGUGUAUGAGAACGGCUCUGACCGGCCUGAAGAACAGGACAGGGAGGGAAACAUCCUGAUGAAGAAAGAAGUGGAGCUGAAAGUCAGAGACUGUCAUGUAGAUGUAGAGGAGGGGGUGGAGUCUGCAAAGCUGCCUUUCCAAACCACAGCUGAGCUUCCUGAAAAGGCCACAGUGAAGUGGGAACGAUAUAAACCAGAAUACAUGAUGGUGCACAUGUGUCAGAGUGGAUCUGACCAGCCUGACAAACAGCACCAGGUUUACAGAGACCGAACAAGAGUGAAUGAAGACCUGCUGAAAACUGGAGACCUCAGUCUGACCCUGAAACAGCCCACAGAGAGAGACAGUGGAGAAUACAGCUGUGUGGUCAUCAGUGGGGACAUCUGGAGGAAGAAAACAGUGCUGCUCACAGUCACAGUCCAAAAACUGGAGGUGGAUUCAGGGGUGGAGCCUGUCAAGCUGCCUUUUAAAACCACAGGAAACCUGCCUGAAGACACUAAAGUGGAGUGGAAGGGUAAAUACGGAAAGGUCCACGUGUAUGAGAACAGCUCUGACCAGCCUGAAGAACAGGACCAGGCUUACAGAGGCCGAACGGAGAUGAAUGAAGACCUGCUGAAAACUGGAGACCUCAGUCUGACCCUGAAACACCCCACAGAUGGAGACACACAAGUCUACACCUGCACCGUCUACAGGGAGGGAAACAUCCUGCUGAAGAAGGAAGUGCAGCUGAAAGGUUACGGGGGGUUGGAGACCAUCCAGCUACCACAGAGCGGACAGGUCACCUAA
Maylandia zebra (zebra mbuna) is the source of this 2033-nucleotide messenger RNA. The record is from RefSeq and is a predicted model, not a curated record. Lineage: Eukaryota; Metazoa; Chordata; Actinopteri; Cichliformes; Cichlidae.